AUGCCUGCUGAAAGCCCGGAGGAGAGGACGCUGGAGGUGCUGGCGCUGCCAGCAGCAGUGGAUGAGGAGCUGCUCUUCCUCUACUUUGAGAAUAAGCGGCGCUCUGGAGGAGGUCCACUCGUCUCCGUGGAGAAGAAAGAUGACCGUGCCGUGCUGGUGUUUGAAGAGGCAGAAGCUGCAACAAGAGUGCUGUCCAAAGGGAACCACGUUCUGCACAAUGUCGAGCUAACUCUGAGGAAACCCGCCUCAAAGGACCCGUGUCGGCUGCUGCUACGGGGGAUCAACCCCAACACCUGCACGGAGAUGAUAGAGCUGUAUGUGGAGAACAUGAUGGGGCUGAACGUGCCUGACUACACUCUGCAUCCUUCACCAGGGAGAGAUCUCAUCCUCAUUCACCUCAGCCAGCCCUUCUCGAAAGAUUUCCAGAAACUUAGCGCUAAAAUCUCCCAGAGGAAACUCGACGGGGCCGCGGUGACUCUUGAGCAGACUGAGCAAACUGACUCGGUGUUGGUGGAGAACCU
This is a messenger RNA of Plectropomus leopardus (leopard coralgrouper), 521 nucleotides long. Lineage: Eukaryota; Metazoa; Chordata; Actinopteri; Perciformes; Serranidae. The record is from RefSeq and is a predicted model, not a curated record.